Messenger RNA from Staurois parvus, 324 nucleotides. The record is from the annotation of a GenBank genome assembly. Lineage: Eukaryota; Metazoa; Chordata; Amphibia; Anura; Ranidae.
UGGGUCCCUGUACGGCCUCCCAUUGCUGCUGUCUCCAUCGCCACACUCUGCCAUGUGCCACUUUCAGGUCUCCUCACACUGCUGGUGUGUUCCAUUUUUUGUCAUAGGGUGCUGGCAGAUUACGGGCCUCCCAUUGCUGCUGCCAGGCCCCUAAUCUGCCAUGGGCCCCUGCGCCUCCUCAUGCUGCUGCCAGGUCCACAGUGUCUCAUGGGUCCCUGUACGGCCUCCCAUUGCUGCUGUCUCCAUCGCCACACUCUGCCAUGUGCCACUUUCAGGUCUCCUCACACACUGCUGGUGUGUUCCAUUUUUUGUCAUAGGGUGCUG